Messenger RNA from Zingiber officinale, 3288 nucleotides. Its product is annotated as probable disease resistance protein At1g61300. Lineage: Eukaryota; Viridiplantae; Streptophyta; Magnoliopsida; Zingiberales; Zingiberaceae. The record is from RefSeq and is a predicted model, not a curated record. Gene Ontology annotation, molecular function: ATP hydrolysis activity; protein binding; ADP binding. The coding region runs from base 96 to 2981 and encodes 961 amino acids. The transcript has 4 exons.
CUCCAUCUUUGUUUUGCUUCCCUUCCCUUUGCCUGCUCUGCAAAAGAAAGCAAAUCUCUGGUUGCUAGCUGUUGUAAGCUAACUUCUCCUCGUCCAUGGCGUUCGCCACAAUAAAUCUCAACGUGGACGUCAACAGUUGCCUAGGCGGACUGUGGGCAUCGCUUCGACUGGGCAGGCCAAAAUCUGGCAUCCAGAAGUUGGAAAAGGAAAUGACAAGAUUGAGAGGUAAAAGGGACGACAUCAAGAACCAGAUCGAAGAGGCGGAGCGUGAAGGGAAAAUUCCGACCAACGAAGCGAGCCAGUGGCUACUGGAUGUGGAGGAAUUGGAAGGCCAACUGGCUGUUAUCAAGCAGGAUUUCCAAAGCAUGAGUUGCUUCAGUUGCAAUUGCUUCAAUCAAACUGGCGGCACAUCGAGUCAAACACAGGAAGCAGGAGAUCAGCUCUCUAUCAGAGAGUCAUCAAAUUGCUGCUCCAUCAUUCGAAGAGUGGCAAAAAUGCUCAGCGAGGCUAAUGAAUUGAUGAGCAGAGCUGGUGCACUGGAUCCGAUUGUCACAGUUCGGCCUCCGCGACCCACCGUGAUGCUUUCCAUCUCGCACCGACCGCCUGUUGGGAUCGAGUCGGAUGUGGAGGGCAUUGUGAGCUACAUCGAUGGUGGAGAAGGCAACAUCAUAGGCAUCUACGGAAUGGGCGGUGUCGGUAAGACCACCAUGUUGAAGAGGAUCCAGCGACACUAUCAUCUUAACCAUGCCAUAUUUGAUUGUGUCAUUUGGGUUGUGGCCUCCAAGGACUGCCAAUUGAAAAGGCUCCAGAUGGAUAUUGCUAAGAGUCUAGGACUGAACACACUGCAGGAGAAUGACGAUGAAAAAACUUGUGGUGAUAAGCUCUUUAGCUACUUGAUGAACAAGAGCUGCUUGAUGUUUCUUGAUGACAUUUGGGAACAUCUGAAUCUUCAACUGUUGGGGAUGGCACACUCGGCUACUGAGCAAGGCCAGCAGCAGCAUCAGCAGCCGCGCAAAGUCAUGGUGUUCACGACCCGCAGCGAGACAGUGUGUGCACAAAUGAAGGCGGAAAAGAAGAUCAAAGUUAGAUGUCUGGAUUCAGAACAAGCAUGGCAACUCUUUGAGCAGAACAGCGAUGGGGAUGUUCUCAGCUCAGAUGCUGGAAUUAAGUUCGUCGCUGAAGAACUUGCUAAAGAAUGCGCAGGCCUUCCGCUCGCUCUUGUCACCGUCGCCCGGGCUAUGUCUGGGAAAAGGUCUUGGGAAGCUUGGAAGGAAGCUCUCCAUCAAAUAAGGGACAAACAUGAGUGGACAACCAUCAGUCUUUCAGAAGAUUCACUAGUCAUGUAUAAAGCCUUCAAGCUGAGCUACGACAGUUUAGAGAAUGACUCCAUAAGAGAAUGUCUCUUGUGCUGCGCUUUGUGGCCCGAAGAUUAUGAGAUCAACAAAUUCGAAGAGUUGAUACCGUGUUGGAUAGGUUGCGGCAUAUUCGAUGAAUUUAAUGUGAUCAAUGAAGCUUUCGCCAAAGGCUACUCCCAUCUGGAAGCUCUCGGGGCUGCAUCCUUGCUAGAGAAAUGUGAUUCGGACUAUGUCGUAAAGAUGCACGAUGUCAUCCGAGACAUGGCACUGUUGAUGGUUUCUGGGUUGAAGGGAAACAAAAGAAAAUGGAUUGUAAAAGCAGGAAUCGGGUUGAGUGAUUUGCCUAGACAAGAAGAAUGGCAAGAAGCAGAGCGAGCAUCAUUCAUGCGCAAUAAGAUUACUUCUUUACAAGAGUAUGGAGCUUCCAUUUUUCCAAAACUUUAUAUGUUGAUUCUUCAUGGAAACAGAGGCCUGAAAAGAAUUCCUUUGAGUUUGUUCGCAAGCAUGCCUCAUUUAACAUACUUGGAUCUCAGUAACUGUGGUAUAACAAACCUUCCCAAGGAGAUUUGUAGUUUAACUGAGCUUCAAUAUUUAAACUUGUCGAGCAAUCCUAUUACAAGACUAUCAGCCAAGUUUGGUUGUCUCAUAAAAUUAGAAUACUUGCUUCUAAGGUAUACUAAUCUUGAGAUUGUACCCAAUGGAACGAUAUCCAAUUUAUCAAUGCUCAAAUGGUUGGAUAUACCUCACGCUUAUCCUGCAAAUGAGUGGUGGUGGGAUGAGCUGAAAUAUUUCAAAGGGCGCCACCAAUUGAGUGUGGGAAUUACCAUUAAUGCUACAACAAAUGAUAUUGAGCGACUCAACAUGUUACCAUUAAAUGUCUCCAUAUGGGAACUCACUUUGGAUGGAGAGAAUAUUUCAAAACUUCCAAACUACGAUCUGGGCAGUUCACAAUGGGGUUGUAGGGUAAGUGACAAGCUUGAGUUUUUGUACAUUCAGAACCUCAGAUUAGACCGAUUAGAGUUGGCUGUAGGCGUGGGUCGCGAAUCAAGUUUCGGAUGUUUAAAGAGACUCUGGUUUAUUGACCUAGAACUAUUGGAAGAGAUUUCAUUGAAUAGAAUUCGGCUCUAUAACCUUCGUGAAAUAUAUAUUUCUGAGUGCCCCAUGUUGAAGGAUGUUUCUUGGGUUCUCCAACUGCCAUGCCUUAAUUCUCUAUGCAUAGUUAAUUGUGAAAAGAUGGAGGAACUAAUAAGUGAGGUAGGGAACUCCAACUCUAUCUCUAGUUCUAGCAUCCAGAACUUGGCUUUGGACAACAUGCCAAACCUCAAUCGCAUUGCAAAUCGACCGCUCCAUUUUCCCUACUUGGAAUAUAUAGACGUGAAUGAUUGCCCAGAGCUCAAAAAAUUACCAUUUGGGGCUGAAAUAUUGAAGAACAGAUUAAAAGUGAUUAAAGGUGAAGAGUAUUGGUGGAACAACUUGGAUUGGGAUGACGAGAGCCUCAAGGAUUCCCUCGCCCCUUAUUUUAGGUCCCGUCAUUUUAACUUUUGGCCAAUUUCAAAAUGGAGCAUCGACCUUUUGGUCAAGGAGGCUAUCGAAUUUGAUCGUCGUAAACGUAAAGGUAGCAAGUAAAGGAUAUAUGGAGUCGCUUGGAGGUCCUGUCCGCUAGUCCCACGUCACAUUCGAGGAUGAUCUUAUGGUUUUGGUAUUUCUUAUGCUAUUUGUGUUUUGGUUUUGUACUAGUUCUUGUAUUUGUGGAUUCUUUAUAUGGAGUUUUGUUUGUGGUAUCUUGUAUUUGGUUUGGUGUUGAUGUGUCAAGCCGAGGUGACUCACAGUUAGUUGUAUUGUGGUUUUGUGAUCGUUAUUUGUGAUUUUCGCUGUAUUUUACUUUCAGCCGUGUGAGCUGUUUAAUAUAUAUAUAACUGCGUGGUUGUGUUUA